Messenger RNA from Chrysemys picta bellii (western painted turtle), 1409 nucleotides. Its product is annotated as lysosomal acid lipase/cholesteryl ester hydrolase-like. Gene Ontology annotation, molecular function: hydrolase activity, acting on ester bonds. NCBI's taxonomy places the organism in Eukaryota, Metazoa, Chordata, Testudines, Emydidae. The record is from RefSeq and is a predicted model, not a curated record.
AGCAAGAGGAAGGCGUGUGGGAAAGGAGUAUGGAACUGAAAUCUGCAGCUUGCUGUGAACGGCUGACCCAAGAUGUGGCAUUCUGUAGCUGUAACAUGUUUGAUCCAUGGAAUUAUUUUGGUGCAAGGACUCUCUGACAGCAGGUCAAAUGACAAUCCUGAAAUGCAUAUGAAUAUUAGUGAAAUAAUUCAAUACAGAGGAUACCCCAGUGAGGAGUAUGAUGUUGUGACAGCAGACGGCUAUAUCCUCAGUGUUAACAGAAUUCCUCAUGGGAAAGUAAAUGCUGACAACGCAGGUCCAAAGCCUGUUGUGUUUCUGCAGCAUGGUUUACUUGCAGAUGGUUCCAGUUGGAUCAUUAAUCUGGCCACAAACAGCCUGGGCUUCAUUCUAGCAGAUGCUGGCUAUGAUGUUUGGAUAGGAAAUAGUAGAGGGAACACUUGGUCCAGACGACACGUAAACCUUUCAGUGCACCAAGAGGAAUUCUGGGCUUUCAGCUAUGAUGAAAUGGCUAAAUAUGACCAUCCAGCAGUGAUAGAUUUUAUUGUGUAGAAAACUGGACAAGAGAAACUGUAUUAUGUUGGACAUUCAGAAGGCACCACGACAGCUUUUAUAACAUUUUCAACCAUGCCCCAGCUGGCUCAAAGAAUCAAAAUGUAUUUUGCUUUAGCUCCUGUAGCCACACUUAAAUAUGCCCAAAGCCUGUUGACAAAGCUUGCAUUACUUCCCGAUGCAGUGAUCAAGACUGUAGUUGGUACAAAAGAAUUCAUACGACAGAAUUUUUUUGCUGACUUGUUUGCUGCUGAAUUUUGCAGCCAGGGCAUGUUAUCAGAGUUUUGUGGCAACCUCAUGUUUGAGCUGUGUGGAUUUAAUGAGAAGAACUUAAAUAUGAGCCGAAUAUAUGUGUAUAUUACACAUGCCCCAGCUGGAACCUCUGUACAAAACAUAAUUCACUGGAAACAGGUGAUUAAAAGUGGUAAACUGAAAGCUUAUGACUGGGGAAUACCAUCUAACAAAGUCCACUAUGAUCAGGAUACUCCGCCCAUAUACAAUGUGACAGACAUGCAAGUCCCAACUGCGAUGUGGAGUGGUGGAAAUGACUGGCUUGCUGACCCUAUCGAUGUUGACCUUUUGCUCCCACAAGUCACUAAUCUGGUUUACCACAAGGUGAUUCCUGACUGGAACCAUCUGGAUUUCAUCUGGGGCCUCAAUGCACCUGAGCGCAUGUAUAAUGAAAUCCUCGACUUGAUGAGGAAGAAUACAUAAAAAUGUGGCUUUGGGAUCAAGGAUAAUAUUAAUUUCUGUUGAUACCUGUCUUAUUUGGUUUUUAAUGAAUUACAAAACUCUUUAUGUAACAAUCUAUACUUGAUGAAUUUACUUUACUUUAAUAAAAUUCUCUUUAAUGAACUUCA